Diuraphis noxia (Russian wheat aphid) is the source of this 4047-nucleotide messenger RNA. It is a transcript of the gene Mct1, whose product is annotated as Monocarboxylate transporter 1. Gene Ontology annotation, molecular function: monocarboxylic acid transmembrane transporter activity. The record is from RefSeq and is a predicted model, not a curated record. NCBI's taxonomy places the organism in Eukaryota, Metazoa, Arthropoda, Insecta, Hemiptera, Aphididae. Gene Ontology annotation, biological process: transmembrane transport; monocarboxylic acid transport.
UGAAAUUAUGUUCAGUAAAUAUAACAAAUAUUGGCGCGAUGCAAAAUUUAGAAAACUUUACACGGAUUAUCGUUCUAGACGAGUUAGUGCUAUUUGUUCGUAUGACAUCCAAAAGUGGGAAAUGUGUUGAAGUUCGCAGUCUCAAGUCAGCAAAUCAAACAUGUUGAGAAAAAAAUUAACGCACAUUCCGAUCGAAAGAGAUGAUCGACAAAAGCGGUGUCGCWAGUUGCAACGUAUGCGCCGAUGGGACAUGAACGUCCGCGUAGAAGGGAUAGAGAGAGAGAGUCGUAACCAACACGAGAAUUUCGUCAACGAUCGAUUCACGGUCGCGGCGCACUCGUAACCACAACAAUAAUAAUAAUAAUAAUAAUAAUAAUAGUACAACGGUGCCGACCGUUUCGCAUCGGCUGGGCGUUGUGCAGCGGCAAAGUCGAAAACGUCGGCCCGGUCACAUGGCCGUCGAUUGUCCGCGAUAACGAAUGAAAAGCAGCAGCAGCAGCAGCAGCAGAAGCAGCAGCAGUAGUAGUAGAACAAUAAUGAUGGUAGGGCUGCCGAUGCGUUUUCGUAGUAUUAGUUCAAACUCGAUCCGUUCCUUCGAUCAGUCUUGCGUUUGAUCGGCCGGCUCGUGGUCUGUCCCGGUGUAGACGUCUUCUUGCUGCCACUGUUGUCACUGUCACCGCAUACGAAGUACACUGUGUCUUUCUUGAUUAUUCAAAAUCGUUUCAAAUGGUGACGGCCCACGGUUUUGCUUUUCGUGCACUCUAGUAAGUGGUAUACGUACGAGCACAUCGUGGCUAUAUCAUUCACAACUGACAACACGAUUUCGUCUUCGACUUGUCGCCGAUUUUAUUUAAGAAAAAAGCAAUACGCUUAAUCUCGAGUCCAUGGCCAACAAAAUGCGGUCCAAGAACCCGCCAGAGAAGAAGACGCCGCCGGCUCCGGCGCCGGUUAUCAACAAACUACCCCCGGACGGUGGUUGGGGCUGGUUUGUCGUGUUCGGAUCGUUCAUGAUACACGUAGUCACUGAUGGUGUAACUUAUUCGUUCGGUGUUCUAUAUACAGAAUUUUUAGAAGUUUUCAAAGAAAGUAAAGGGGCAACUGCAUGGAUUGCAUCCUUAUUGGUUGGAGUUACUUUAUGUUCAGGGCCCAUCGCCAGUAUUUUUGUAAAUAAAUACGGUUGCCGUGCGGUGACUAUUGCGGGAGCCAUACUUGCGAGCAUUUGUUUGAUGACUAGUGUAUUUGCCAAUAGUUUAGUAACUCUGUACAUAACUAUCGGACUCGGAACAGGUCUGGGCUUUGGUAUGAUCUAUCUGCCUGCCAUCGUGAGCGUGACGUGCUAUUUCGAUAAGUUCAGGUCACUGGCUACCGGUAUCGCCGUUUGCGGUUCCGGGCUGGGCACGUUCAUCUUCUCACCGUUGGUCGAUUUCUUGGUGAAAGGGUACGGCUGGAAGAUCACCUUGUCCGUCAUAUCGGGCCUGGUGUUCAUGUGUACAUUGUUCGGCAUGCUGUUCCGGCCGCUGAACGCUACCAAAUCCGACGACGAUGGUGACGAUAACGGUGAAAGACCGGCGCUGAUGAACGGAGCCGUGACCAACACAGUCGUGCUGAACAUCGUCGAACCACCGGCGGCCGAAGGACAGUCGUUAAACAAUGUUAUUGUUGGUAGCGUGGACACGGCCACUCGGUCAUACGAUCACAUACCCAAUUCGGACGAUGACGACGAGUGGCGUGGCGCUGGCCACGACCAGACCGAGAUAUCGCACGACACGCUGCUGUUGUCGGACGGCAGGAGGACCAGCAAAAGCUCGACCACGGCCGCAGCCACGUCCAAUGCAGUGGUUGACUCCCCAGCUGCAUCAUUCGGCAAUGAUCUGGACAGACAGUCGCGGUUCACGCUCAGUCAGCCAGAGCUGAUCGCCGGUUCCGGUGGCCGACACAGCUGUCGGCUCAACACUCGGCAGCGGAACGAACUGUGCUACGCCAGUCAGAAUCUAAAGCCAUCCGCGAAUGGUGGCAGCGGCGGUAUCAUGUACCAGAAAGACAUAUUUUACAGCGGCAGUCUGGUCAACUUAAACGUGAACCGCAGGAGGACCAUAUCGCAGUCGACCAACGCCGGUGCUUAURCCACUGAAAUGACCACUACAAACAUGGAAAGCGACCAAUUUUCGGAUGGUAUCUGUUGUUCUGCUGACGCCAAGAACACAAUAAAGACUAUGUUGGACUUCUCUCUGCUUAAAGACCCCGUUUUUAUACUGUACACAGUAUCCAACUUCUUGACGAGCAUUGGCUUCAACAUACCUUACUUGUACUUAGUGCCCCAAGCCGGCAUGAUGGGCAUAAAAUCAAAACAUUCAAGUUACCUGUUGGCGUUGCUGGGCAUAGCCAACACUUUGGGAAGGAUCAUACUCGGAUUUAUAUCGGACAAACCGUGGAUAAACAGGCUCAUGGUGUACAAUCUGUGUUUGACUAUUUGUGGAAUAGGUAAGCGUAAAUUGUUCAUAACAAUUCUUUUCCCCAGACAAAUACGACCGUUAUAGUUCGAAUUUCAGGGUUUAAAAUAUUUUAAUAUAAUUUUUGGUUUUUCGAUCGGCGCGUACGUCGGCCUGACGUCGGUGAUUCUAGUAGACCUGCUGGGCUUGGAUAAAUUAACAAACGCUUUUGGAAUCUUGUUGAUGUUUCAGGGCAUUGCGUCACUUGUCGGACCACCCAUAGCUGGGUGGCUGUUCGACUUGACGGGCUCGUACAACCCGGGUUUUUAUCUAUCGGGGUCAAACAUCGCCGUCAGUGGUKUGAUGCUAUUCGUUAUACCGUACGUCCAACGACAGUGUGAACGGAAGGAACUGGAGAAAAUGACUGGAGUAGUAAAUAAUAAUUAACACGUAAUGACAGGUGGACACAUAGACACACACAAUGUACUCCUAUACGAAUUGUUAUAAAUGUAAAAUGUUACGUUAUUUGGGAGAUUAUUUAAAAGAAAAAUUCAUUGACAUAAAUCAAAUCUAUUAUUAUAGUUAAUAUUAUAUACGUUAAAACGUGUCUCCAGGACUAUAACGCGCAGAAUGCGUUUAUAUUUUGUAUUUUCAUUUAUUUUUUUCUCUGCUCCGCGGGSAGAUUCCGUUGCCGCGUUCUUCCUGUUUCGAUUUUGCUCAAAAUAUGUUUUUAUAUGAAUAAUAUGAUAUAGGUUUACAAUUGUAUAUUUAAUAUUAUAUAGAUAUUUCUUCGUUUUUAGUUUUAACCGUGAAUUUGUAUUCUCGGCAAGCAGGCGAAGACAUUUCACGAAACACUCGAAUAUAAUAUUAAUAUAAUACCUAAAUACAUAAUUAAGUUUUAUUUUUCUGUUCGUUUAAUUAUUACACAUUCGUCUAGUGAUUUACACAUUACUGAUUUUCCAAUUUUUUUUUUUUUGCUGCUGAUUUUUUAAUGAAUUAGUUAUUAGCAUGUAUCUAAUAUCAAUCGAAUUAAAAUUAAAAUUCACUUUUAAUUUAAAUAUUUUUAUUUAUCAUACAUAAAUAUUUUAGCCGAUACUAUAUGUAUUUUUUCAAAGGACCAAAACACAUAAUAUAUUAUAUUUUAUAAAUUAUUGUACCCAUAAUACUAAUUAAGGUGAGUGAUCGUGAAAUAACUAAAUGGCUUAAUAAUUUGUUGAAAUUUAAUAAUCAUCGUAUAAUUCAAAUUAAAUAUUAAUCAACGUUAAAUUUAUCGGAAUCAAAUUAUUUUAGAUAGGAUCAUAAAUGUUUCAUAAGUUUUCCGACGGUGAAAAACUAAACAGUUUACCGCUAGUUUUGUCUGUUACUCGAUUGAUUUUAUUAUCGAUUUCCGAGAAACCGGAAACAAAUUGUUUGAUUAGACGACCCCCAACUAAUUUGCUUAACAUAAUAAUAAUUUAAAGAAUAUUAAUUUAAUCUUUUAAAAAAUAAUUUAUUUAUUUUACAUAAUUUGCACGCGAUGUUUCAAUAAAUCGUUACGCCUAUAUUAUUGUGUAGGUAGUAUUUAAUUUUAUAAAAGGUUCAUACCUUAUACCUACAUAAUAUUAUAAUAUACAAUAUA